This is a messenger RNA of Gallus gallus (chicken), 1532 nucleotides long. RefSeq names its product poly(ADP-ribose) polymerase family member 16 (gene PARP16). Gene Ontology annotation, cellular component: intracellular anatomical structure; membrane; endoplasmic reticulum tubular network. The transcript is spliced from 6 exons. The coding region runs from base 7 to 1017 and encodes 336 amino acids. Gene Ontology annotation, biological process: endoplasmic reticulum unfolded protein response. Lineage: Eukaryota; Metazoa; Chordata; Aves; Galliformes; Phasianidae. The record is from RefSeq and is a predicted model, not a curated record. Gene Ontology annotation, molecular function: kinase binding; protein serine/threonine kinase activator activity; NAD+ poly-ADP-ribosyltransferase activity.
GGAGCGAUGGGGCCGCCGCGUCUCGGCGAGGCGGUGCGGGAGGCGGUGCGGAGGGACCCGCUGGGCGCCGAGCUGCGCUGCAGUCUGUUCGCCGCCGCGCUGCAGAGCUACAGGCGGGACUCGGUGCUGCGGCCCUUCCCGAGCCGCUACGGCGGCGCCGACGCCGCCUCCAAGGACUUCGAGGCGUUGCUCGGACCGAGCUCCUGUUGUCAGCUUGCAGAUACCGAGGCGCUGCCCGGCCUGAAGGAGCUCCUGGGAGCUGCCCCGAGCGCGGAGGAAAGGACCUGGGAUUUGUUAAGCUGGAUUUUGUCACCUAAGACCUUCACGAUACAAAGCAUUAAGAAGCAGGAGUAUGAGAAGAUCCAGGAGCUCACGGGGAUGUCUGGUGCUGCUGUUCCUGCUCCGGAUUUCCUCUUUGAGGUCACAUAUUGUGAUCAAAUGAAUGCCAAGUUUGCUGAGACCAGGGGUGAGCAGGACCUCAUCUAUGCCUUCCAUGGCAGCCGCCUGGAGAACUUCCAUUCCAUUUUGCACAACGGCCUGCACUGCCAUCUGAACAGGACAUCACUGUUUGGUGAAGGCACCUAUCUCACCAGUGACCUCAGCCUGGCUCUGCUCUACAGCCCACAUGGCCUUGGUUGGCAGCGAAGCACAUUGGGCUCCAUCCUGAGCUGCGUUGCUGUCUGUGAGAUCAUUGACCACCCUGAUGUCAAGUGCCAGGUGAAGAAGAAAGACUCAGAAGAAAUAGACAGAAAAAGAGCAAGAGUGAAGAACAGCGAAGGGGGUGAUGUGCCACAGAAAUACUUUGUUGUCACAAACAAUCAGCUCCUACAAGUUAAGUACUUGCUGGUAUAUUCACAGAAGCAGCACAGGAGGCCUUCAGGUCAGUCCUCCUGGUUUUCUACCCACCGUUUUGCCAUAACAAUGAUGCUGUACCUGCUGCUGCUAAUGGUGAUUGGGGCCAGCAACUCACCAGCCUUCCUCUACUACUGGCACAGAAUGUUUUACUCAGAGGGAUGAAUUGCCCUCUGAGACAGUAAACUGCUGUUUUCACUAUGUGCCUUAAUAACAACAAACCCACAACACACUGCGUCUGUUCCAGAGCUCUGGAAAUAAAAGAUGCUUGGCACUUUCCAGUUAUUAUUUCUACACAGAAAUACUCAGUGAUUCAUGAAGACUCCCAGGACAGCUGAAAAGGAUCAUAACAGUGCAGCUUAGCAUGAACUGAUUGUUAAGGGUCCACAGAGAAAGUUACUUAAAAUUAAUGAAAACUAAGCGUGGAAAUACUCUGCUGUCAUUAUUUUCUGUCAGACUGAGGUGGCAAUGUUUGAACAAGGUAGAAAUGAGAAUUUUUCUGUAUGUAAGAGUCUCUGUUUUCAGAAACUGUUCGUAGUGAUGUUUAGCAUGUAUCAAUGCAGGUGGGAUCACAUUUAAAACAGACUUUGAUUUUGACCAUUAAUUUUUAUAUUUAAGCAUAAUGAUUGUAAGAAAAAAAGCCAUGAAAUAAAACAGCAACCAAAAGAGAAGAAACUAAA